AUGGGUUUCCCUUUACGCUUCUUAUCAUCAUUGUCGUUGUGCCUCUUGGCCCUCCUCCUCCACCGGGCCAUGGUGACAAGUGGGUGUUUCAGCAUGGAGAGGGAGGCACUGUUGGACUUCAAAGCCGGCAUCCACGACACCCAUAACCGGCUAUCUUCUUGGACGGGUCACCACUGUUGCACAUGGAAGGGAGUGACCUGCGACACCACCACUGGCCACGUCGUCAUGCUCGACCUCCGGAAUACGUUUGAUCGGGCAUUAGGCGGUGAGAGGAUGAUGAACUCGUCAUUGCUUGCUUUAUCACAUCUGGAGCGCCUGGAUCUUAGCUUCAAUGAUUUCAGUGGGAUCCGCAUGCCGGAAUUCAUCGGCUCCUUCAAGAAACUGAGAUACCUCAAUCUAUCUUCUACACGAUUCAUGGGAGGAAUACCUGCUCGGCUGGGGAACCUUUCGAGCCUCUACGUUCUUGAUCUAAGCGUUGCCUUAUACGUCGAUGAUUAUGGAAACGGAUAUCCCGUCGACAACCUCGAGUGGCUCUCCCAUCUCACGUCCUUGAAGCACCUGGACUUGAGCUGGUUGAACCUAACUGGUGUCCCAGAUUGGUUCUCAUCCGUGAACAUGCUGCCAUUCCUCCAAGUGUUAACUAUGUAUGCCGCUGGUCUCAAUACCAUCCCAGCUUCUGUUGUCCACGUCAACUUCACCUCCUCUCUUACCUGGUCUUACCCAUCUUGA
This is a messenger RNA of Musa acuminata AAA Group (dessert banana), 729 nucleotides long. RefSeq names its product receptor-like protein EIX2. The transcript is spliced from 2 exons. Bases 1 to 729 code for a protein of 242 amino acids. Gene Ontology annotation, molecular function: protein binding. Lineage: Eukaryota; Viridiplantae; Streptophyta; Magnoliopsida; Zingiberales; Musaceae. The record is from RefSeq and is a predicted model, not a curated record.